Messenger RNA from Drosophila persimilis, 5593 nucleotides. RefSeq names its product protein 4.1 homolog (gene cora). The coding region runs from base 329 to 5455 and encodes 1708 amino acids. NCBI's taxonomy places the organism in Eukaryota, Metazoa, Arthropoda, Insecta, Diptera, Drosophilidae. Gene Ontology annotation, molecular function: actin binding; structural molecule activity. The transcript is spliced from 16 exons. Gene Ontology annotation, cellular component: plasma membrane; cytoskeleton. The record is from RefSeq and is a predicted model, not a curated record.
UUAUCUUUUUUCGCGUUCAAAAGAAAAAAGUGUCCAAGAAUUUGUUUAUUUGCAUAAGCUUGUGUGAGUGCAGUAGGAAUCGAAUCGAAUUGAGAUCGGGAAUCGGGAAAAGCAGUUGGUGAAAGUGAAAACAAGAAAAAACAGCUAAAACCACAGCCACAGAGUAUCUUCAUCUACGUAUCCUUCCCGUGGAUUAUCAAAAGGAUUCUAGAGCGACGACUUCUUGCUCCCCGACAAAGCGCUAAAUCACUGGGAGCUAUUGCAGAGAAACUACUGAGCCAGCUUCAACGUCCUCCAAGCUGCUGGCGUAGCCCCCCAGAAGAGAAAGAUGCCAGCGGAAAUUAAACCGUCCGCGCCCGCUGAGCCGGAAACGCCGACCAAGAGCAAGCCAAAGAGCAACUCGUCGACGUUCUCAAAGGCCGCUCUAGCCCGCGUUACCCUCCUCGAUGGGUCCAUUCUGGACGUGACCAUUGAUCGGAAGGCCAAGGGUCGCGACUUGGUGAACUCCAUCUGUGCCGGCCUGAACAUCAUUGAGAAGGAUUACUUCGGUCUGACCUAUGAGACGCCCACAGACCUGCGCACUUGGCUGGACUUGGAGAAACCCGUGGCGAAGUUCUUUCGCACAGACCCGUGGCCCCUGUCGUUUGCCGUGAAGUUCUAUCCCCCGGAGCCGUCGCAGCUGCAGGAAGACAUCACGCGCUACCACCUGUGCCUGCAGGUGCGCAACGACAUCCUGGAGGGCAGGCUGCCAUGCACCUUUGUCACCCACGCUCUGCUCGGCUCGUAUCUGGUCCAGUCGGAGAUGGGCGACUACGAUGCCAAGGAUAUGCCCACUCGCGCCUAUCUGAAAGACUUCAAAAUUGCUCCCAAUCAAACGCCGGAGCUCGAGGAAAAAGUCAUGGACUUGCACAAGACCCACAAGGGCCAAUCGCCUGCCGAGGCUGAGUUGCAUUACCUGGAAAACGCCAAGAAGCUGGCCAUGUACGGCGUGGACCUGCACCCGGCCAAGGACUCCGAGGGAGUGGACAUUAUGCUGGGCGUCUGUGCCUCCGGAUUGCUGGUCUACCGCGACAAACUGCGCAUCAACCGCUUUGCUUGGCCCAAGAUCUUGAAGAUCUCGUACAAGCGUCACCACUUCUACAUCAAGAUACGACCGGGCGAAUUCGAGCAGUACGAAUCGACCAUUGGUUUUAAGCUUGCCAACCAUCGGGCCGCCAAAAAGCUGUGGAAGUCCUGUGUGGAGCAUCACACCUUCUUCCGCCUGAUGACGCCAGAGCCGGACAAUAAGUCCACCAUGUUCCCCAGGUUCGGGUCGAAGUACCGCUACAAGGGACGCACCCAAUACGAGACUAGGGCCACGCCCGUGGACCGUACGGCGCCCAAGUUUGACCGAACCCUAUCGGGGGCGCGCCUCACGUCGCGCAGCAUGGACGCGCUCGCCAUGGCCGAGAAGGAAAAGGUGGCUCGGAAGAGCAGCACCCUGGACCAUAGAGGAGACCGGGCAGACCGAGGAAAUGAUGCGGACGCGCACAGCCGCAGUCCCAUAAAGAACAAGAAGGACAAGUUCCUUGAUCUUGAGAUGGACGAGGAGAAGGAGGCCAAGCUCCGAGAGAAGAAGCUCAAGGAGAAGGAAGAGAAGGAACGCAAGGAGAAGGAGAAGAGAGAUCUGGAUGAGAAGAAGAGGGCAGAGAAGGCGGCCAAGGCAGCCGCUGCUGCUGCUGCUGCUGCCGCUGCAGGGUCGGGAGUCAAUGGCAACGACGAGCUGAACGACUCCAACAAGUCCGACAAGUCCGGCAGACGUGGCGUUGGCAUAUUCUCCUCGGGUCGCAAGAGCAAGAGCGGUUCACCAUCGAAGGAUGGCAAGGACAAGUCCGGAAAGGACAAGGACAAAGAAGUGGGUCGACUUGGUCUGGUAGUUACUUCGGGUCUCGGCGAGCAGGAACAGGAUGAGGCCAACAAAAAUGCCGCCAAGAAUCGCGGUUCGGCGACUCCCGGCGUCACACGUCCCUAUGAGUACGCUGUGGGUGCCGACGGCAACACUAGCCCCACACGCAAAUCCUACACACCGGGCGGCUUCCGCUACGACCAGGAUCCCAAUGCCAAGAACCUUGGUGCCGAUGGUCAAGAGCAGCUGUCGCCGACGUCACAGCAGAAGAAGAUCGGCUUGGCCUUCAACUAUGCUCCGGGCAACGAGAAUGCCCUGAAGGAGACGGCCGAGAAGCUCAAAGCUGGACAGCUGUCACCCCGCACCCAGGACAAGCUGAACCGCGGGCAACUGUCGCCCAAGUCCAGGGCCAAGCUCCUGCAAGACGGCAAUCUUUCGCCAACCACCAGAGCCAAGCUCCAGGGCAGUGCUGUGGAUGCCGCCGCUGUACCCCUGAGCGAUGCCCAGAAGCGCUCCUAUUCCCCAACCAAGGGUCCUCAGGGCUACUCCUCCGGGGCACCGGGCAGCUAUAAGCCCAUAUCUGAUCCGACAUCAGAUUUCCUUGAGUCUCAGCGCUACAACAAGGAGCCUGGCUACGUGGGCUUGGGUGAUGCUGGUGCGACUGGUGCUGCUGGAGCUGCUGGUGCUGCAGGUGCUAAGAAGCCUGGCUCGCCCACAAAAACUGGUCCUGGUGUGGUUGCCGGAGCAGGAGCAGGUGCAGCAGCAACAGCAGCCGCUGCAGCCGCUGCUAAGCCUAAGAAGAAGCGCGUGAAGAUAAUGGUCAUUACCUCGAAGUAUGAUCCAGCUACAAAACGCAUUGAUGCCGAAAACGGAACGAUUGAACACUCGACAGGGAUCCUGGAUCCAGCUACUGGACGUAUCGAUACCAAGUAUGGUGUGAUUGACCCAAAGAAGGGCACCUUGGAGGCCCUCAACACUAAGACGGGAAAGAAGGAGCUGUUCCAGGGCGAUGUAGACAUAAAAACGGGCAACCUGCACUUGGUUUCCGGAGUAGCAGAUCCAAAGACGGGACGCCUGGAUGACACGCUUGGCCAGAUUGUGUGCAUAACCCCGCAGGACAAUCCGGUGGUGGAGCUAACGGUGAUCACCAGCCGCAUUGAUCCCGCCACCGGCAAGAUCGAUACCGUCAACGGGGAGGUUGAGCGUUCUCUGGGAGUCCUGAAUUUGGAUACUGGCCUUCUGGAUACCAAGUACGGAGAGAUUAAUACCCGCACGGGAGAACUGAAGGCCAUCGAUCCCAAGUCCGGAAAGAUUGUGGUGAGCAAGAACGUCAAAGUCGAUCCAGGCACUGGCCAGAUCACCAUUUUGGGUGUCAUCGAUCCUAAGACCAACAAAAUUGAUCCCAGCCAAGGCCGCUUGAUCGAAGUGGGCCAGCAAAUCGACCCGAUAGUGGAGGUCACCUCGCUGGCCGGCAAGUUCGACUCGAAGAAGAACAUCAUCGAUGCAAAGACAGCUCAGGUGGAGACUUCCGGCGGUCAGUUCGACCCGAAGGCUGGCAAGAUCGAUACGAAGUACGGCCAGAUCGAUCUGGUCAAGCACACGAUCACCUUCAACGACCCGAAGUCGGGUAAGACAGUGACGCGUGACAUUAAGAUCGAGCCUGCCACCGGCCAGAUUGUGCUGAAGAACCAGAUCAACCCCAAGAACAACAAGCCGGACAAGGACUAUGCCAGGAUAAUCUCGCUGAGGAUCGUGCAGCAGCGCGUAGAUCCCGCAACUAAGGCACCCAUUGCACAGGUCAGCGCCGCCAAGGACAAAGACAUCAUUGUGGAUCCCAAGUCGAACCAGAUCUGGGUGCCCACGGGUGCCAGCGAUCCCAGCACCAAGGAGCAGCAAUACAUUUCCAGCAGCGUCGACCCGAAGACGGGCUACGUCAUCACCAUCUACGGCUACCUAGACCCCAAGACCAACGAGAUCAAGAAACAGACCAAGCUAGACCCCAACACGAUCAAGAUCGAGCCCACUUCUGGAAAGAUUUACACUGCCACCGGCGAGGUGGACAAGGCCACGGGUGAACCGCUGUACGCCGCCACUCAGGUGGAUCCAGAGUCCGGCGAGGUGUACACGAAGCUGGCUCGCGUAGACCCCAAGACCGGAAAGAUCGUCAUCGUUCGCAUCCUGCUCAUUUCCAAGACCGAUGAGCGCGGUCGCCCAGAGGAGAUCGACCCAGAGACCUGCGAGAUCGAUCCCGUCUCCGGGCGUGUUCUUAAGUUCUUCAACAAAACCGUUUACGUUUAUAAUAUGAUUGACCCGGUUACUGGUGAAAUUGUGCAGGUCGACCCCAACGAUCCCCGUUUCGCCGGAGCCCGCACCACUGUGACACAUACGAUGACCCUUACCGGCGAAAUUGACCCCGUGACGGGUCGCAUAAAGAGCGAGUACGGCGACAUAGACCCCAACACGGGAGACAUCGACCCGGCCACUGCCGUAACAGACCCGGUCACGGGAAAACUGAUCCUCAACUACGCUCAGAUCGAUCCGUCCCACUUUGGCAAGCAGGCACAAGUGCAGACUACCACAGAGACGGUGCCCAUCACCCGGCAGCAGUUCUUCGAUGGCGUCAAACACAUUGGCAAGGGGGCACUGCGCCGUGACUCCGAGGGCAGCUCGGAGGACGACAUGACCCAGCAAUAUGGCAGCGAUACAGUCAAGGACAUUGUGCUAAGCAGUCCAAGCCAGGCGGGCGCCAGCUCCAAGCUGGGGAAGCCAGUGAGCACGCCCACCGUAGUGAAGACGACAACGAAACAGGUGCUGACCAAGAACAACGACGGCGUCACACACAAUGUGGAGGAGGAGGUCCGAAACCUGGGCACGGGCGAAGUGACCUUCUCGACACAGGAACACAAGGCUGAUGCAACACCAACCGAUCUGAGCGGCGCUUAUGUCACGGCCACCGCUGUCACCACCCGCACAGCCACCACGCACGAGGAUCUGGGCAAGAACGCCAAGACCGAGCAGCUGGAGGAGAAGACCGUCGCCACCACACGCACGCACGACCCCACCAAGCAACAACAGCGCGUCGUCACCCAGGAGGUGAAGACGACGGCGACGGUAACCAGCGGUGACCAGUAUCAGAGACGGGACAGCGUUUCCUCGACCAGCUCGGGCGAUUCGGGCACGCCCAUCGAUGGACCAUAUGAUGGUUCUAGUGUGGUGCGCACAGACAACCAGAAAUCUCCGCUUUACUCGAGCUCCGCGACCACAACCACUGGCCCCCAUGUGGAGAGCACCCGGGUGGUGCUUGGCGAGGACACACCCGGAUACUCGGGACACGGCGAAAUCAUCUCUACCCAGACCGUGAGCAGUAAAACCCGCACUGUGGAAACCAUUACCUACAAAACCGAACGCGAUGGGAUUGUUGAGACCCGUGUGGAACAGAAGAUCACCAUUCAAUCCGACGGAGAUCCGAUCGAUCAUGACAAAGCUUUGGCAGAGGCAAUACAAGAAGCGACGGCCAUGAAUCCGGACAUGACAGUCGAGAAGAUUGAAAUUCAACAACAAACACAGUAGAUUUUAUACCUAUUUCUAAAGAUUUUCGAAGUAAACAGCACACUCCCACUCACUACCAACACUCAACCCAACAACAAACAUAUACACCGACCCACGCAUAAAAUUACAACUACAAAUACAAAAUCGAGAUACACAGCA